AUGGAUGGAGCAGAUGAUAAAAAUGUUCGGUCGACAAAUGAAGGAAACGUAGGCCCAGGUGGUUUAUUGUUAUCUGAUGGACCCGCAGUUUCAUCAACAUUAGGUGAUCAAUCGGGUACAAGUAGCGGUGUCAAUCCAACCUACCAUGAGACAGAUGUGUUUAGUGAGAAAAUUCCUCUUGAGCAACAACAAAAUUUAGAGCACAUUAAAGAGCAGAUAGACACACUUCCAACCCAACCAGAAAAAUCAAGUACAAAGAAAUAA
Molecule: messenger RNA, 264 nt
Organism: Didymodactylos carnosus
Lineage: Eukaryota; Metazoa; Rotifera; Eurotatoria; Philodinida; Philodinidae
Source: the annotation of a GenBank genome assembly